CCAGCCCGUCCUAGCCGGCACACGCAUUGCUGCACACCACACCACACCACCACACGCACUGCAUCUCCCUCUGCCACGCCUGCUGCCCCUGCCCUGCCAUUGCCCUCUGUUGCUCUCGCCGGCGCCGUCGUUGCCAUUGUUGUCGCGUGAAGCAGCUCCCGUCGCCUCGUGCAGCCCCCAGGCCCGCCCCGAGACGCCCUCGAGCUCGUGCAGCGGCGCCGCCGCCUCCAUCGCCAGCCGGUCUCUCGUCAGCCUCGUACCACCAUGGCGCAGCCGCAGGGCUUCCACGAGCAGCCCGCCCAGGGGCCGCUCGCCGAGGGCCUGAGUGACGACUUCGCGCCGCCGCCGCCUGCCCAUCGCGUCCCCGUGGGCAUGCACGCCGACAACUCGUACCAGCCGCACCCCCAACACCGCCCGCUCGCCGACCCCAACGACUACUCGGACUACUCGACGCCCGGCCUGACGCCCGGCUCCGACAGCACGAGCGACAAGGCGCGUGCCAUGUAUUCGCAGCGCUCGUACGGCUCCAACGCGCCCCUCGCCCCUGCUGCCGCCAUGCCCGCCGGCAUGUAUGCCGGCCAUGGCUCGUACAGCUAUCCCUCGCCCCACGGCGUCCCCUACUCGGACAGCCCCUACAACCGCUACUCGUCGUCGGCCCAGAACCUGGCGCCCCAGAUGGGCCACAUCAACCCCAACGAGGUGGCCGACGACGACGACUGGGGGCUGGGCCCCGACUCGCCCCAGAACAAGCGACGCUCCCGCACCUUUGCCCCCUUUGGCGCCUCGCGCGACGCCAGCCGCAAUGCCAGCCGCAACGGAUCGCCAGGUUCGUCCAUUACCAGCGGCGUCGGAGGUGCCGGCGUCGGAGCAGCUGCAGGUGCCGGCGCCGCUGCCUAUUCUGCCUCGUCGCGAGAUGACGGAAGCGGCAAGUACAACGUCGUGCCCCUCGUCAGCGGCGAGAAGUCGGACUGGCAGAAGGAAGACCACCGCGCGAGGAAGAAGAACAUGUGGAUUGCCAUUGCCAUCAUCGUCGUCAUCCUGCUGGGUUCCAUUCUCGGCGGUGUGCUGGGCUCCCAACUAAGCAAAGGCGGCAGCGGCCACAAGAGCCAGCAAGAUGGCGGCGGCACAACCCCCGAUGACGUCCAGUCGGAUAACAAAGACGACCUGAGCAUCAACUCGGCCGAGAUCAAGAGUCUAAUGAACAACCAGAAUCUCCACAAGGUCUUCCCGGGCAUGGACUACACACCCCUCAACACCCAGUACCCAGACUGCCUCCACGUCGGGCCCUCGCAGAACAACAUCACACGCGACCUGGCUGUCAUGUCGCAGCUGACUAACACCGUUCGUGUUUACGGUACAGACUGCAACCAGACCCAGAUGCUGAUCCAUGCCAUCGAUCGCCUCGAGAUCAAAGACUCGAUGAAGAUUUGGCUCGGUGUAUGGCUCGAUAGCAAUGACACGACUACGACUCGUCAGAUCGACCAGACAUGGACAAUUCUCGACGACUACGGCUGCGACUACUUCAAGGGCAUCAUCAUCGGCAACGAAGUGCUCUACCGCAAGGAUCUUACUUCCACCCAACUGCUAACCCACGUCACCGAGUUUAGACAAAAUAUCACCGAUCACAAAUGCAAACUUCCCGUUGCCAUGGCUGAUCUAGGCGACAACUGGACUGCGGACAUGGCCACCGAGGUGGACAUUGUCAUGUCAAAUAUCCAUCCCUUCUUUUCUGGUACCAAGGCCGAGGACGCCGCUGCUUGGACGUGGAAUUUCUGGCAGGAAAAGGAUGUGGCUCUCACCGCGAACAAUGCAAGCAUCAAACAGGUUAUUGCUGAGGUCGGGUGGCCCUCAGGCGGCGGCACAAACUGCGGUGCCGCCUCAUCUUGCACGGAUGGCUCCGUCGCCGGUAUCACCGAGAUGAACCGAUUCAUGGAGGACUGGAUAUGUCCGAGUCUUAAGAAUGAGACCGAAUACUUUUGGUUCUCGGCGUUUGACGAGCCAUGGAAAGUCCGCUACAACGAGAAAGGAAAAGAGUGGGAAGACAAAUGGGGAUUGAUGGACAUUGACCGAAACCUCAAAAAGGGUCUCGUAAUCCCGGAUUGCGAUGGCCAGGCACUGCCAAACUUUGAUUGAACGACCGAGCGAACAUUUUCCGCACAUAGUGUAAUGCAUCACAGCUUGGCGUUUGCGGCGUACUGGACCAUGUUUUGAUAUUUUCGCCAAGCUUUUGGCCAUUUGGGGGGAACUACAUGUACAUUGGUGUUUUUGUUCAUCCUAGAGGCGUACGACUUUUUUGCCCGAUGGUUGUCAUGUGGUCAGGACGCUGAGGUUGUACGUUUACAUACAUACAAGACAGAGUAGGCAGGCUCGUCUGGGACUGAGGAUUGACAAAG
Messenger RNA from Dothidotthia symphoricarpi CBS 119687, 2393 nucleotides. RefSeq names its product glycoside hydrolase family 17 protein. The record is from RefSeq and is a predicted model, not a curated record. Gene Ontology annotation, molecular function: glucan endo-1,3-beta-D-glucosidase activity; 1,3-beta-glucanosyltransferase activity. The transcript has 2 exons. Gene Ontology annotation, cellular component: cell surface; extracellular region; fungal-type cell wall. Bases 265 to 2133 code for a protein of 622 amino acids. Lineage: Eukaryota; Fungi; Ascomycota; Dothideomycetes; Pleosporales; Dothidotthiaceae. Gene Ontology annotation, biological process: cell wall organization; carbohydrate metabolic process.